Eptesicus fuscus (big brown bat) is the source of this 4187-nucleotide messenger RNA. RefSeq names its product golgi integral membrane protein 4 (gene GOLIM4). The transcript has 16 exons. NCBI's taxonomy places the organism in Eukaryota, Metazoa, Chordata, Mammalia, Chiroptera, Vespertilionidae. The record is from RefSeq and is a predicted model, not a curated record. The coding region runs from base 547 to 2643 and encodes 698 amino acids. Gene Ontology annotation, cellular component: Golgi apparatus; Golgi membrane.
GAGCCCCCAGCCCCCCGCUGGUCACCCAGACCCCGCGGGCCGCGCGCGGAGGUCGCCGCCUGGAGCCCGGGUCCUUUUGUUGGGCGCGCACCCCCUCCUUUGGGUGGCCACGAAGUCGCGCAGUGGGAACCGCCGCGAGGGGGCGGGGAGCGGCCAGGGCGGGACUGCGAGUGCCGCCGGGGGGCAGUCGGGCCAAAAAGUGGGGAGCAGGAAACCGGGCAGGCGCGUCCGGGGAUCGGCCGGGACACCCCGCUCAGAAGUAUGCGGAGGGCCCCCUCGCGGGCCCCGGCACUCGCGGAGAGCCAGCCUCGCAAAAGUUUGGCGGCGGCCGCCCCGGCCGCGUCGAUGGCUGCGCGCCCCGCGGCGCGCGGGGGCUGAGCGGGCGCCACUUCCCCCCUCGGCCCCGCUUUUGUGUCUCGCGUCUCCUCCCUAUGCUGCGCCCGGCCACCUCCUGCAGCGGCCGCUGCUGAGGCGCUCGCUCGGGCGGCGGGAGGCAGGGCCGGCGGCGGGCACGGCCGCGGCGCGCGGUCCGCUCCGGCGGGGACUAUGGGCAACGGGAUGUGCUCCCGAAAGCAGAAGCGGAUCUUCCAGACGCUGCUGCUGCUGAGCGUGGUCUUCGGCUUUCUCUACGGCGCGAUGCUCUACUACGAGCUGCAGACGCAGCUGCGGAAAGCCGAGGCGGUGGCGCAAAAGUACCAGCAGCACCAGGAGUCCCUUUCCGCCCAGUUGCAAGUUGUGUAUGAACACAGAUCAAGAUUAGAAAAAUCCUUGCAAAAGGAAAGACUUGAACAUAAGAAAGCAAAGGAAGAUUUUCUUGUUUAUAAGUUAGAAGCACAAGAAACACUAAAUAAAGGAAGGCAAGAUUCUAAUAGUAGAUACAGUGCAUUGAAUGUGCAGCAUCAGAUGUUGAAAAGUCAGCACGAGGAGCUAAAGAAACAGCACAGCGACUUGGAAGAGGAGCACCGCAAGCAGGGAGAAGACUUCAGUAGGACGUUUAAUGACCAUAAGCAGAAAUACCUGCAGCUGCAGCAGGAGAAAGAGCAGGAACUUUCUAAGCUGAAAGAGACCGUGUACAAUUUGAGAGAAGAGAACAGACAACUAAGGAAAGCACACCAAGACAUACAUACACAGCUUCAAGAUGUCAAGCAACAGCAUAAGAAUUUACUCACCGAGCAUGAACAUCUUGUAGUGACUUUGGAAGACCACAAGAGUGCACUAGCGGCUGCACAGACUCAAGUUGCAGAAUAUAAACAGCUGAAGGACACUCUGAAUAGGAUUCCCAGCUUUCGAAGAGCAGAACCGGCAGAGCAGCCAAGUGUUACUCAGGCGGCACAUUCCCCACAAGGCGACACCACAGCACGGGAGAAUCCAGACCGGGAGCCGCAGGAGGUGUCUCGAAACAGUGAUGCGUGGCAGAAUCAUGGAGCCGUGGCUGGAAGAACAGAGGAAACAAAACAUGAUCCUCCCACUCAGAAGGAGGCCGAACUUCAGGCAGCAGAGCUCAACCAGCCACAGGCGGAAGCCAGAGAGCCCGAGGGGCACCAGGUGGAAGAGGAACAGAGAAAGGCCCUGGAGGAGGAGGCGAUGGAGCAGGUGGGGCAGGCGGAACGUCUGGAGGAGGAACACGACCCAUCGCCAGAGGAGCAGGACCGGGAGUGGAAGGAACAGCGGGAACAGAGAGAGGAUGGCAGGGAAGGGCACGCACAUGCUGAGGUAGGAGCUGAGGUGCAUCCUUCAGCAGAGCCCGUUACCAAAUUCCGAUCUCCGUAUGAGGAGCAGCUGGAACAGCAGAGGCUGGCGGUGAGGCGCGCAGAGGAGGCCCAGAGGCUGAGACAGCACCAGGAGGCCCUGCACCAGCAGAGGCUGCAGGGACAUUUGCUGAGGCAGCAACAGCAGCAGCAGCAGCUUCUGGCCCAAGAGAUGGCCCGGCAGAGGCAGGCCCGGCACGAGGAGGGGCGGCCGCAGCGCCCCGAGCAGCUACGGCAGCAAGCUCAUUAUGAUGCUAUGGAUAAUGAUAUUGUUCAGGGAGCAGAGGACCAGGGCAUCCAAGAAGAAGAAGGAGGUGCCUAUGAGAGAGACAACCAGCACCAAGAUGAGGCAGAGGAGGACCCAGGGAACGGCCACGCGCCCCGAGGACAGGGCCUCCAGGAAGCGGACCCAGACUCUGAGGCAGACAGGGCAGCUGUGGAGGACAUCAACCCCGCGGAUGACCCUAACAAUCAAGGCGAAGACGAAUUUGAGGAGGCCGAGCAAGCGAGAGAAGAAAAUCUGCCAGAUGAAAAUGAAGAGCAAAAGCAAAGGCAUCAAAAGCAAGGGAACGCGGAAAUGGAGGAGCAUUUGGUGAUGGCGGGAAAUCCAGAUCAGCAGGAGGAUAAUGUGGACGAGCAGUACCAGGAGGAGGGCGAGGAGGAGGUUCAGGAAGAUUUGACUGAAGAGAAAAAAAGAGAAUUGGAACAUAAUGCUGAAGAGACGUAUGGUGAAAACGAUGAAAAUGCUGAUGAGAAAAACAAUGAUGGAGAGGAACAAGAAGUUCGAGAUGACAACCACCCCAAAGGCCGAGAGGAACACUAUGAGGAAGAGGAGGAGGAGGAGGAGGACGGGGCAGCUGGUGCUGAGAAAUCACAGCAAAGAGCUGAAAUGUAGCUGCCCCCCGCCCCCCAAUUUCUCAGACAGCACUCAGCGGACAGAUUCCUUACAAGCUGCUCAGAAAUAAACCUGCCUACUGAACUCUAGGAUAUUUAAUUACAAAAACUAAGAAUUUAGACUUUUUUUAAACUUUUAUAUUAGAAAUGCAAAUACAUUUAUAUAAAUAUAUUUUAAUAACCUAGGUUAGAGCUUCUUUUAUAUUCAAGCUAAACCCAAGCAAGAAAGAGAAAUUUAGGCUCUGAAUCUCUUUUUUUCCCCCCAAUGAUUAUGUGAUGUUGGAAAGGACAUCGAUUUUGUAUAUGCUUCAACUUGUUACUUUUCUAUCUUCUAGUUUCCAGGUGUUAUACAUUGUUUGCCUUUGAUAAAAUACAGGAUUUCAAAAUAAGAAAUACUGCAAAAAAAACGCUGUUCGGAAUUUAUGGAGAAUAGCCCGUUUACUAACUGCUCCCUUUUCGAGGUUCUAGUGUAUAUAUAUAAUCUGAUAGACUUUUCACGCAUCUGUGUUGCUGGGAUAAGAUUCAUGUACAGAGUGACAUUGUUUCCCAGACUUGUCACAUCAGUUAGAAAAAUAUUUGGCUUUACUUAAAAUCACAGCCCUUCUUCUUGAAAUGAAUUAAAUUUAAAAGUGAGGUAGUACUAAAUUCAUCUGACAGUGUUCUGGACUUAGAUAUUUCAGUAUUCAAACAAGGUAUGGCACCUUAGUGUAGUAACCUUUUUGAAGGACUGACAUGUUGUUUAAUAACUAAUUGACUGUGGAUGGGUAGUGUUUUCUACAUGAGCACCCAUUCUAUUAUUUUUCCACAGCGACCUAGCAAAAUUCUUGUUUCAUUAUCUAGUUCCCUACAGUAAUAGAUAUUUCCCCUGUAAGCUCUAUGCCUCAGUAAGUACUCUCUGAUGACAAGUAUUUAUAAAGGCAUACCAAAAUGUAUAAUUGAAUAGGAUUAUUUUUUAAAAACUACAUGGUGAGGUACACAUGGUGGUAGGAUAGACCCUGAUGACUUUUCUGCUCGCUGAGGUUGGGUCUCCAUCAUGCCCACAGAGAGGCAUUUUAAUGAUAAGUUAUAAAAAUUCCUUAAAAUAAAGAAGUUAAAAAUAAAAAUUCCCUUGGGAUAGAAACAUUUCAAUCUUAAGCAUAAAGAUUUUUAGAUAUAUAAAAUCAGGUUAUAUAAUUCAUGUGUGUGGUUUUGUAAUAAUAAUAAUAAAAAACAUUUCAAUUUCUACUGUUGUAUGAAUGUAAAUUUCUUUUUUAGUAACCACACUCAUGUAUGGUUCUGAUUGUCCCAAUUGAGUGAUUGCGUAUAUAUGCAUAGGAAUGUUUGUUCAGCUGUAUUUUGGAUUUUCAAUAAUCAUAAAUCAAAUUUUACCUUUAUGUAUAAAAACCCUUUAUGUAAUGUAAAAUGUAUAAUAUUGUACAUAAUAUUCAAAAUACAAUUAUUUUGGUAAAUUAGUUUGUAUUUUUAAUGUCCCAGUUGCAGUAUUUAAUUAUUUGAAACAUUGAAACUUGGUAAAAGUCAAUAAAACUAUAAAAAGAAAGUGAUCAA